GCGUACUGACGCCCCCACCGGCCAGGCGUGGGAGGAGGGAAUGGAAAUGAGGUUGGGCCGAGCCGCUCUCGCGCGCUCCCUCCCCUCCCCUCCCGUCGCUGGGCGCGCGGCGGGCAGCGCAACUCCGCCGCGUCGGAGGACAGCGCGGCUGCGGCCGCGGCCGCCGCGGGAGGGGCCCGGAGCCCCGCCCCCGGGGAGGGGCAGUCCGCAGGUCUCCCCUCUACCCUCCACGGCCCUAACUCCACGCCGGGGAUGAAAUUUAGCAGCAAGGAAGAAAUUUAGCAAUCCAGGCGUCGUCAAUGGACUGAGACUAAGCCAAAAACCGGGCCCUCCUUCCUUUAGGUUCUUGGACCAGCAAGAUGCUGGAGCGAGAUGCGGAGUCCGCGGCCGAGGCAACAGAUCCUAAUCCUUCUGGCAAGGAACCAGUGACCAAAGGAGGAGUUUCCCACCAGGGUUCGCCGAAGAAGCCCCGCCAGUUGGCUCCUGGGCCUGAUGCAUCUGCGGGGGAGCCUUCUCGACCCCGCAGGAGGCCCCCGCCCCAGCGCCCGCACCGCUGCCCCGAUUGUGACAAAGCUUUCUCCUACCCGUCCAAGCUGGCCACGCAUCGGUUGGCACACGGUGGCGCCCGCCCCCACCCAUGCCCUGACUGCCCCAAGGCCUUCUCCUAUCCUUCCAAGCUGGCUGCUCACCGCCUCACGCACAGCGGCGCCCGCCCGCACCCAUGCCCCCACUGCCCAAAGGCCUUCGGCCACCGCUCCAAGCUAGCAGCCCACCUCUGGACCCAUGCGCCCUCCCGCCCCUACCCGUGCCCUGACUGCUCCAAGUCCUUCUGCUACCCCUCCAAGCUGGCAGCCCACCGCCACACGCACCAUGCCACCGAUGCCCGCCCCUAUCCUUGCCCGCACUGCCCCAAGGCUUUUUCAUUCCCCUCCAAACUGGCCGCCCAUCGCCUAUGUCACGACCCCCCCACCGCACCAGGCAACCAGGCCACCACGCGGCAUCGCUGCUCCAGCUGCGGUCAGGCCUUUGGCCAGAAACGCCUCCUGCUCCUUCACCAACGCAGCCACCACCAGGCUGAGAACCAGGGAGAACGGGAGUGAGCCCUCCCCUUGGCUCACUGGCCCCCUCUGCAGCGAGCCCCGGUCAAUAAAGAGGUGGCAUUUCCAAACCA
Messenger RNA from Hipposideros armiger (great roundleaf bat), 1171 nucleotides. RefSeq names its product zinc finger protein 575 (gene ZNF575). The coding region runs from base 360 to 1100 and encodes 246 amino acids. Gene Ontology annotation, biological process: regulation of transcription by RNA polymerase II. The record is from RefSeq and is a predicted model, not a curated record. Gene Ontology annotation, molecular function: DNA-binding transcription factor activity, RNA polymerase II-specific; RNA polymerase II cis-regulatory region sequence-specific DNA binding. Lineage: Eukaryota; Metazoa; Chordata; Mammalia; Chiroptera; Hipposideridae. The transcript is spliced from 4 exons.